Messenger RNA from Cooperia oncophora, 621 nucleotides. Lineage: Eukaryota; Metazoa; Nematoda; Chromadorea; Rhabditida; Trichostrongylidae. The record is from the annotation of a GenBank genome assembly.
AUGUGUACUGUCCGUGACGUGGUAGCUCGAGCGACAGCUCUGACUCCUACAGAGGCUGAACGUACGACGGUUGCCGCACUACUUCUGAAAGUAAAAGCAGCAAUCGAGAAAGUAAUGACUACACCUGAUUGUGUGCCGGGAGUGAGAUUCGAGGAAUAUCGUGAGGUCGGAUCGUUCAAGAAGGAUACGGCUUUAACCGGGCACACUGUAGCUGAUGUUGUGAUUAUAAUGCAGACACUUCCUACAUUCGAAGCAGUAGCUGCAUUGGGAAACAAACUUGCAGAAGAGCUUCGUGCUCAGAAGGAAGGUAUUUUCUUACCUGGAAGUCCCACCCUGUUCGAUCCAACCGAACCCGGAAUGCGUAUCGCUUAUGAUCUCUCAUUUGAAGAUAUGGAUCUCGUCUGUAGUACUGCACAAACACUGCUUCGAGUUAUUUGUAAUGGAGGACAUGCUGCUGUGCUGGGAAUGGAUCCUUCGAAACUUGGAGUUGAUCUUAGCAAAGAGGUCUCCAUAUGGAACGGUGUAGCUGUGUCUCCUCUGGAAGUCGCAUAUGUUGAGGACUGUAUGAAGCCCAAGUUUUGUGAAGCCGACGAGGCCCUGGAGAUAGAGGCACGAGCUUGA